GGAUCAAGGGUUGAUAGUCAAGGUCCUAAGUGGCAAACGUCAUAUUGGCAAGACGGUGCAUUCCGAAAUACUGUUACUGUAGGUAUCGUGUGACAUGAAUUGCCUAUCCGUUUAUGCAAAUCCCGACAUGUCGUUUCAGAUAAUUUGCAACUAAAGACUUCUACCAUGGCACUCAAAUUCGAUAUCAUAUCAGAUUUGAUGUGUACAGUACUUAAAGAUUCUAAUGCCAUCACUUGCCGGCAAUAACACGGCGAAUUACCAUCGACCCUCGUCUAACUACCUUACCUUACUUUUACUACAUUCUUUUUCGUAUGACAAGCAAAUGAUUAAAUAAAUCUAGAAAGACUGUUAGAAGUAUAUUACUAGAGACUUGAUUCUUACGCGACCUAUUCUAUACCUUCCAAAAUGCAAACGGUUGAAGGGAUACCCGUUCCCUCGAAGGGUAAUCCGGAAGAAAAUUUACCUGAGGUUCCGUUGCCUCCUAAUAAGAGACCGCGCAAAGCAAAGGAUAAGACAGGAGCUCCGCCCUCACGUUUCUCUCUCCGAGUUACCGCCGGCUGGUGGAGGUCUUUACAAUGCAUUGGAAUGAGUUUACACUUCCUCGCUUCUCCGCGACCACCAAAUCCAGACUUCGUCAAGUCGAUUCCUUCUACCAUAUCAACCACGAAAGGUCAAUUUAAUCUCCAAUUUUAUCUACCCGAAGGUUACAACAAGGAUCCAAAGAGCGACAAAUGGCCAGUCGUUGUAAAUUUCCAUGGAGGAGGGUUCACAUUGGGUAGCGCAUCGGACGAUGCAAGAUUCGCUCGCUUCGUACUCGAGAAGUGUCACGCGGUUUUCGUAUCAGUAGACUACCGAUUAGCGCCAGAAUUCCCAUUCCCUACCGCCGUUGAUGACGGAGUAGACGCAUUAUUAUAUAUCAUCAAUAAUGCAGCGAAGCUUCGACUCGAUAGCAAUAGGAUAGCAACAUCGGGGUUUUCAGCAGGCGGCAACAUCGCCCUCACGGCGCCGAUCCGUUUGUUCGAACAUGGAAAGACUGUGGAACUUCCCGAGUAUCGUAUUCUCGCUGUCGCAACCUGGUAUCCAAUCACCGACUAUACACUGACUCGUGCCGAACGCAGAGCCUCUGCGCUCCGUCCCGAAGCUACUCUCCCGCCGACCUUGACGAAUCUAUUUGACGCGUCGUAUCUAUUUCCUCCCGAAUUAGACCUUGCUGAUCCAUGUCUAUCACCCUCGAAAGCGUCGGACGAGAUGUUGAUCGAAGGCCUGCCUCAUAAUAUAAUAUUCUAUACGUGCGAAUGGGAUAUGCUGCUACACGAAGGCGAAGAGCUUGCUCAGCGACUACAGAAUCCGCCUAUUUCGAAGAACGUCUUUUACACUAUGAUACCCGGCGUAGCACAUGGAUGGGAUAAAGGACCAAAUCCAAUGAACCCCCCACAGAAGUCGGAGAAGCUGUAUGGUGAAUGCUGUCGCAAGCUCAAGAACAUCUUUGAAGAAGACGAGGCGCAUUCGAUCCUUCAUCUUCCCUUAAAACUACCCCCUUUACUGCAACCCAAACCCAAGGAUGGGAGCAGCACAGACUGAAAGAAGCGGAUUGUCUUGAGACUUUACACACCAUCUGGUUUUAACGAGCCACUAAGAAGCUGAUGGUCAAGUAUAUUAUCAAUAUUAUUGAUGAACGAUGCCUAACUCUAUUAAACUAGAUACCCUACUGUAAUGAAUCGUCAUUCAUUAUUGUACGCGAAGACUGCCUGCAAGAUACUAAUUCUCGUAAUAUAACAAAUUAUCUCUAUUGUAUCUAGGAUAACACCCUAAAAAAUGUGAUAAAUUAAAAC
Molecule: messenger RNA, 1832 nt
Organism: Daldinia loculata
Lineage: Eukaryota; Fungi; Ascomycota; Sordariomycetes; Xylariales; Hypoxylaceae
Product: alpha/beta-hydrolase
Exons: 1
Coding region: 406-1581 (391 amino acids)
Molecular function (GO): hydrolase activity
Source: RefSeq, a predicted model, not a curated record